AAAUAAUACUCUAUUCAAGUGAUAGUAUAGUACGUGAUGUAUGUAUGACUCCUAUCCAUGUGUUUUAAAUUUGUUGAUUAACUGAUGCAAUGAUAGUGUGAUUGACUGAUAACAACAUUGGAUGCGAUUGUCGUCACAAAUGUCUAACAAUUAUUGUAUUGACUGUCACUUUGGUUAAGAUGAGUGAUCUCUUAGAAGAAGACUUAGCAGUUGUCAACACUUCUGUGUUUGUAAACGACAUGACUUCACAAUUGACUACAUCUAUAACACCUGUUCAACAGAUGAUGUCUUCGUGUACCGGAGCUCUCAUGACCUCAAUGUUUGUCACCCCAUUAGAUGUGGUGAAGAUUAGAUUGCAAUCACAGCAAAAGGAGUUUAUGAAAAACAAGUGUUAUCUCUACUGUAAUGGUCUUAUGGAUCACAUUUGCUAUUGUCCAGCAAAUACUGUUCCGUCCAUUAAUGGCAACAAUGGCAGCAAUUCCGGUGUAAAGACUUUUAAUUCUUUGAAUAGGAAUGUAUUGAUGACAAGGAAUACACAUUUUACGGGAACUUUGGACGCAUUUAUUAAAAUAACACGAAAUGAAGGCAUAACAGCCCUUUGGAGUGGACUUCCGCCCACUUUAGUUAUGGCAAUUCCGGCGACUGUUAUAUAUUUUACAAUUUAUGAUCAGUUAAGAGAUCGGACGUAUAGAAAGUUACAAUUAAGUGAUGAACCUCUUUGGGUGCCCGUCUUGUCCGGAGGUUUUGCUCGUAUAUUUGCCGCGACUACUAUCAGCCCAUUGGAAAUGAUUCGGACGAAAAUGCAAUCAAAAAGAUUAAGUUAUUUACAGUUAAGUGAAGCCGUUCUCAAUCUUCUUCGAACUCAAGGGUUUUUCUCGUUAUGGCGUGGAUUAAGUGCAACCAUUAUGAGAGACGUUCCCUUUUCAUGUAUAUAUUGGGCUAAUUAUGAAUAUAUGAAGAAACGUUUCAAUCAAAAAGAGCCGACUUUUGCAUUUAGUUUUAUUAACGGUGCGACCGCUGGAACGGUAGCAGCAAUUAUAACACUUCCAUUUGAUGUCGUGAAGACUCACCGACAAAUAGAAUUAGGAGAAAUGCAAAUCAUUCAAAAUAGUGCCAAAAAUGCGAGUAAAACGCGAGAAAUUUUAAUUAGAAUAUAUCAACAAAAUGGGUUUAAAGGACUUUUUUCAGGUAUAGUUCCCCGAAUUAUCAAAGUAGCGCCUGCCUGUGCUAUAAUGAUUAGUACCUAUGAGUUCGGUAAAGCAUUUUUUAAACAAUAUAAUGAAUCAAAGCUUAACAAAUAG
Molecule: messenger RNA, 1301 nt
Organism: Oppia nitens
Lineage: Eukaryota; Metazoa; Arthropoda; Arachnida; Sarcoptiformes; Oppiidae
Product: probable mitochondrial glutathione transporter SLC25A40
Exons: 4
Coding region: 180-1301 (373 amino acids)
Biological process (GO): mitochondrial transmembrane transport
Source: RefSeq, a predicted model, not a curated record